Messenger RNA from Babesia microti strain RI, 606 nucleotides. RefSeq lists its product as hypothetical. NCBI's taxonomy places the organism in Eukaryota, Apicomplexa, Aconoidasida, Piroplasmida, Babesiidae. The record is from RefSeq and is a predicted model, not a curated record. Gene Ontology annotation, biological process: spliceosomal snRNP assembly. The transcript has 2 exons. Bases 1 to 606 code for a protein of 201 amino acids.
AUGGGUGAUACCUAUAAUUCUUAUGAAUCUGUUGAGGAAUAUCUAGCUAGCGUUAAAUUGGAGGCUAAUUCUCUCCCUAACAUAGGAAUAUCAUCUGAGAGGCAUACUGAAUCUAAAAAAUUAGAUCAUCCGGAAUAUACCAUUAUGCUUGAAUUAAAUAAAUCGUAUGAUAUAACAUUAGAAUCCGGGAAAUGGGAAGAAUAUUUUUCACUACUCCGAAAACUAGUUAGAUCUAAAUAUUCUCGUCAAUACAUUUCAGUCCCAUCAUCGCUUGUAAAGUAUAUCAAAGAAAAUCAUCAUGAUUGGAAAGGGUCUGUAAUAAAUCCUCCACCGCCUCUUGAAACUAUUUGUGCUGGUGGUAUUCAUUUUGAUGCUGUUCAAGAAGGCGUGGAAGUUAUUAAGUCAGAAUUGGAGAAAGGGACAUAUUCUAUACAUAUAUUUGAAUGGGCAUUUUAUCUUCUAACAAUUAUUGAUGAUCUUCACGCUUUAUCGGAAGACGUGGCAUCUAAUUUACAAAAAAUUAAGAGGUAUUGUUUAAAAGGUGAUAUUACUCCCCAAAAAAUUUUAAUAGCAUCUAUAAUUUCAAAAUAUUUUCAUCAAAAAUAA